AUAUUUAUUUGUGGGUGGCCAGGAAGGAAUUCAUUUUUUCUUAAUAUCUUCUUACUCAUGUCAUGUCCAACACAGUAUUUAUUCAGAAAAAGUAAAGUUGAGUUAGAUUAAAGUAAGAGAAGAAAGGUUCAAUUCAUUUCCAUUCAAAGGCUUUGGCUUCAAUUUGGAUAAACUACUCUUUCUUUCAUCUGGUUGUCAUGAGAAAAGAGGAAUAGAAAAGCAGGUGAAUCCGGUAGAAAUCCUCAAUUCUCAUUCCAAAUCUUGUUUAGGAAAAACUAUCGAUAUUGAAAUUAUUAUAAAUUAAUCUCUGACGGAAGGAGUAGACAUCCAGCAAAUGGAUUCUAAUUUGAAAGGGCAUGUUUCUUCCGAAUAUGAAACAUCAUCAAAACAAGAUUCAUACCCAAGGGUUCAAGGUGUAGAUGUUGGUUGGUUUUAUUCUUAUCAGAUGAAGACAGAGUUGACGAGUUCAAAUUUGAUGAGGAUAAGGGAUUUUAUGAGCCUCUUGUUGACUUAUCCAAUGAAAUUAGACGAGGAAGAUAUACUCAAAUCCUGGCUUGCUGCAUUUUCUGAACGAAAAGCUCACCUAUUGUCCUAUGGUGAGGAUGAUAUUGUGAUGAUAGACAAACCAUGGCUUGAACUAACUGAAAAGGCAUUCAGACGCAUGCAAGUAUUUAUUCCAAUGCAAAGAAUUUGGGGGAGAUCCAUCCAAAACCAUGUAACGCCAGAAGCCAUCCUCCCCAUGGCAGUUGAUCUUGCAGUUGACCAGCUAAUUCAAACUUUGUUUUCUAGAGAUUGUUCCGCACGCUAUAUCAGACUGUUAACUAGAAACUUGGUUGAAAAAACAUCUGUAGUGAACAAAGUAGCAGCAGCCUUGGAAGAGAAGGAAAACGUGUUUGGAACUGACAAGGAUUUUCUGAGAGCCCUAUGGAUCGAUGCCUCAACAUAUGGGACUAAUGCAGAGGUUCGAGUUCAAGAAGAGAUCAAUACAAUGAUGGCAGUAGGUUUUCCUGUGGCAGAAGACGAUGACGAGUUGCGUGCUCAAUACAUUGAGGAAAAGAUGGCAAGUAAUAGGCAUUUGGUGAUUGUAGUCAAUGCUAACAGCAACAAGAAGUUGGACCUACAACAGGUGCAUUUCCCUACUGGAAUUGUGGUGUUGAUAACCACUGAAUUGCCAACACAGGUAAAUAACAAUGAUGACUUUAGGAUUACAUGCAUGAUGGAUUUGAAUAUUAGGAUCCAGGAUCAUCUGUUGCAUUGGCAAGUCUUUUGCCGCUAUGUGAAUUAUAGCACGAUACGUUCAUCAUCGACCAUUCAGAGAAUUGCAGCACAAAUAGUUAAGGAAUGCCAUGGUCAUCUUCUUGCCAUUGUCCUUGUGGCAAAUUACUUGAAACAUAGGCAACAAGUUAGACAAUGGGAACUUGCACUUGUCAAAUUGCUCAGCCUGAAUCCUUCCUAUGAUUAUCAAGGUAGUGAUAGAAUUGGCAUUAGUAGAGUCAUGGUCAAUGCAUUCGUAAAUAUUAUUUGGGAAGACAUUAAUCGUGGAGAAAAGCUUUGCCUUGAACGCAUGUUGUUUGUUCACAACAUUAAAAUCGGAGUGCAAGCUGACAUCUUGGAGUCUAUGUUUUCGACUUUAUUAGGACAUAGUAGAGGAGAGAGAUUUGCACAGCCUCUCAUCAAAAUGCUUCAAGAUCGUUUUGUCUUGUUGAACGAUGCGAGUGCAGAUUUUUAUGUGCCGGUAGAAACCUAUGAUAUAAUAAAAUCAUUACACACCUCGAAUCCUUCCAUCAUAAGUCAGGGUGCAUUAGGAUUAACAGAGUUACCCUAUAUUGGACGAUGGCAUGGCCUUAUUCGAAUAGAACUGAUGGACAAUGAAAUAUGUGAGCUACCACAAUCACCAGAUUUUCCUAAGCUCCUAGUGUUGUUGUUGCAGGGCAAUGCUGAUUUGUUGGAUAUUCCUGACUCAUUUUUUGACCACAUGCCUCUGCUACAACACCUGGACUUAUCCUACACCAGUAUAAGGGAUUUGCCCCCAUCUGUCUCCAAACUCACACAACUCAAGAAAUUUUAUCUUAGGGGUUGUGAUCUCUUCAUGGAACUACCCCCUCAAAUUGGACAGUUAAAGAAUCUCGUAGAUUUUGAUCUUGACGGGACUUUGAUAACCCAUUUGGCAGAAGAGAUCAGAGAAUUGAUCAACUUGCAAAGCUUAACUCUCUGCUUUGAUAGAUACCAUCAUUUACUUGGUUAUGGUAAAAAAAGCAAGCAAAAUUCUAAUUCAACAAUAAUUCCUCCAGGAUUGAUAUCAAAGCUUACUCGAUUGAGUUAUUUAAGCAUCAAUGUUGACCCUGAAGAUGAGCGAUGGAAUGAGAAUGUUGUUAGUGUUUUGGUCGAAAUUUUUGGAUUAAAGAAGUUGCAAAAGGUGAGUAUAUAUGUCCCAAAGGCUGAACUUCUAGAACUCAUUCCCUCCACAAGAUUCCUCAAUUUCAAAUUGGUUGUUGGUCAUCAUGUGAAACGGUUCAUAUCGCGUGUAACACCUGAAUUGGAGCAAAAAUUCAAAAAUUGUGACUAUAGUAUAAAGUUUGUUAAUGGUGUAAAUGUUCCAAAUGGAGUGAAAAUGAAUCUUGGACAUUUCAAGGCCUUGUACCUAGACCGACAUAUGACCAUCAAAAGUCUAUCUGAUUUUGAGUUGAGGAAUUUAUCUGGGCUACAAGUAUGCAUAUUGGCGGAAUGUAAUGAAAUGGAAACAAUUGUUGAUGGGAGUUAUUUACAUGAUGAGCAUGCUCUUCCAAAUUUGGAGUUUUUGAGUGUAUUCUAUAUGAAAAAUUUAAGAAGCAUUUGUGAAAGCCCUGAACGCUCCUUUCUCCACUUGAAAUCUAUAGCAUUGCACACUUGCCCCAUGUUAACUACCAUCUUCACUUUUGAGUCUCUUUACAACCUUUAUUUUUUGGAGGAGAUUAUUAUUGAAGACUGUCCAAAAGUGACCACUCUUAUAAGUCGUGAUUCACCAGAACAAGAAAGUGCAGAGCGUAUCCUCCACAGGUUGAGAAUGAUAACACUUCUCUACCUUCCUGAGUUGGUCAAUAUUUUUAAUGGUUUGCAUGUUUAUCAUACUUUAGAAAAGAUGGUAUUUUAUUAUUGUCCAAAACUCCAAAGCCUUUCGAAAUUGGAAUUGUCAAGCAAAUCCUUGAAAAUUAUCAAAGGAGAAAACAAGUGGUGGGAAGCAUUGAAAUGGAAUGCAGCGGAGUGGGGGGAUGCAGGUCGACCCAUUUUUCUCGAACCAAUUUUUUCUCCAAUAAAUGAAGAGGAUGACAUAUUAACCCAACUAGCUGCACAUCAAGGUUUCAUGUAUUUGCCAAUUUCAAGUUCUGGACGGUUGAUGGACCAAUCGAUAUCAGUAAGGCAGAAAGUAGUGCUAAAGGUGGCCAUAUACGAUGACAAAAUUAAGGAAAAAGUCAUGAAGAUGGUCUCCGGUCUUGUAGGAGUGAUUAUUGUAGAGGUUGAUUCGGUCUCUGUGGAUAUGAAGAGCCAGCAAUUCACCGUAAUUGGAAACAUGGACCCUGAGGUUGUAUUGAAAAAGCUGAGAAAGCUGUGUGACGCUGAGAUACUCUCUGUUGAACUAGCAAGGAAGAACAAGGAACAUAUUGAUAUCAAUGAGAUAUUCAUUGAUUUUGAUAUCGAUGAUAUACUCUUUAAUUCUGAUAUCGAUGAGAUACUUGCUAGAAAAUAUUAAAUAACACUAUAACCAGCUUAAAUGUAAUUUAAUAAAAUAAAAAGAUUUAUUAGCAAAUAUGAAAAGUUAUUAUUUUCAAAUUUUAUAACUGCUGAUAAUUAACUUGAUGGAAGUUAGUUGAAUAAGAGGAACUAUUUGGGUUCUAUCUUUGUCAUAUGAAACAACUCUCAUUGUUUUACCAUCAAAGAAAGUGAUGUGAGAAUAUGAAAUAUGAGAAGAGAUGGAUU
Molecule: messenger RNA, 3954 nt
Organism: Cajanus cajan (pigeon pea)
Lineage: Eukaryota; Viridiplantae; Streptophyta; Magnoliopsida; Fabales; Fabaceae
Source: RefSeq, a predicted model, not a curated record